AUGAGUACCGGGAACGCGACGCUGGACGCGGUGGGCGCCGCCUCCGGGGCGGCGACUGUGGAGCUCGCCGUCGAGUGGAUCGUAUAUCUCGUCAUAAUACUAGUUAUCACGGCCCUGCGCACCUACGCGCGGGCGAGUAUACCGGGGAGGAGUGGUUUCGGAUGGGAUGACUACCUCGUCUGGAUCGCAGUGGUCUGGUAUGUUAUCUUGACCGCUGAAGUCUAUGUCAUUGGCGUCACGGCUGUCGGUAUUGCGAACGAUUCCAUGACAGAUGAAUACCGCGCUCGGCUCGCAAAGGAUGGCCCAGAGAGCCAGGAAUUUCGUCUGAGGGUGCUGGGAUCCAAAGUACAGCUAGCUGCUUGGAUAUCGUAUUCUCUCGUUUUGUGGCUGUUGAAGGGAUCUCUCCUUUGUUUCUUCGUGGUCCGACUUACUGAGGGUAUCAACGGAGCGAGAACGAGGGCCUGGAUUGGCACAGUCCUCCUGGUUGCCACGUGGGUUUCCAUCGUUGUUACGGUCCUCGCGAGCUGUCGGCCACUCAACAAGAUGUGGCAAAUUUUCCCGGAUCCGGGCGCAGUCUGCUAUGCUGGCGUCUCGCCGGUCCUCAUCGGCGUCACGCUCGCCGGCAAUAUCCUGACAGACGUCUACCUGAUAUCGAUACCCGUUCCAGCGCUACUGCGAGCGUCACUCGGACGAGUGCAGAAAGUCUCGCUCGUCAGCCUCUUCAGUUGUAGCAGUCUCAUCACUGCGAUGGCUAUCGUCAGAGUAGUCGUUAUUGUGGUGAAUUCGAACAGUAACGGCGACGGAGCAUGGGCCCUCCGAGAAUGCUUCGUGGGCAUGGUAACGACGAAUAUGGCGCCUAUAAUUCCGCUGUUCAGAAAAUGGCUAUCGCCCUGGCUGGGACGACUCGAGUCCAGCUCCGACGGCAAUACGAAUCAAGGCACCGGGGCCGCGAGCAGCCGCGCGAUGAAAUCCAGGAACCGAGGCCCCAGAAGCCCAGGGCUCAAGCUCAUGACGACCGGGCGCCAUCACAGCUCGGACAGCUCCGAACACAUCAUAGACGCCAACGACCUCGAGAUGCGAUCGUACCACAGUCCGGACGAGCGCGAUGCACCGCCAUCCGGGCUGGACAGGAAACCGACGGGAAGGUCGACUCGUGGGGGCGGCUCAAACAGUCCGACGCUGAUCAUUCAGAGGAACGGCGAGAUGCUGAAUGCAGGAGGGGGCGCUGCCGCUGCGGCAUUCCACGGGGACAGACCUGACCGAGGUGUGCAGGUUCGAGAUAUAUCGAUGCGGGAGAGGGAUUUUAUGAAUUAA
Molecule: messenger RNA, 1314 nt
Organism: Diaporthe batatas
Lineage: Eukaryota; Fungi; Ascomycota; Sordariomycetes; Diaporthales; Diaporthaceae
Exons: 4
Coding region: 1-1314 (437 amino acids)
Source: RefSeq, a predicted model, not a curated record